Cajanus cajan (pigeon pea) is the source of this 1288-nucleotide messenger RNA. RefSeq names its product dihydroceramide fatty acyl 2-hydroxylase FAH1. The record is from RefSeq and is a predicted model, not a curated record. Lineage: Eukaryota; Viridiplantae; Streptophyta; Magnoliopsida; Fabales; Fabaceae. Gene Ontology annotation, biological process: fatty acid metabolic process; lipid biosynthetic process. Gene Ontology annotation, cellular component: endoplasmic reticulum; membrane. Gene Ontology annotation, molecular function: iron ion binding; fatty acid 2-hydroxylase activity.
CAAGUUGAUUUUAAUGAUUGAGGAGUAAGGUAAACGUUGCGACAAAUAGGGGAUAAAAAAUAAAUAUUAAAAGAAGAGGGGGAAAAGCGUAACAAAAGAAGAUGGCGUGCAAUGAUGAUGAUGAGUUGGCAGUGAUGGAAACCAAGGACUGAAAUUCGGGAUGGUUUUCUAUUCUGAAAGAGGGAUUUAACGGCUAUAAGAGAAGGAAGGAGGAGCAUAAAAUGGACCUUCAAAUUGCCUUCGCAUUCCGCUGAGAACCAACCCACAUCACAUUAGAGACUCCCGAAAUCUCCCUCUCCCGCGCGAAGAGCCGAAGAGGGAGCCUCGCUUUGGAUCUCGCAUUUCCAUUUUCCAGAUCUCCUCUCUUCUCAUCACUCGCAAGAUGCUCGCCAAGAAAUUCAUCGUCGAUUUGAAUAAGCCCCUUGUAUUCCAGGUUGGGCAUCUCGGGGAAGCCUACGAUGAGUGGGUUCACCAGCCUAUUGUAAGCAAGGACGGUCCUCGUUUUUUCCAAAGCAAUAUUUUGGAGUUGUUCACGCGCACUGCGUGGUGGGUGAUUCCGAUCGUUUGGGUUCCGGUGGCGUCUUGGUUCAUUUCCAGUUCUGUUAAAUUAGGCAUUCCUUCUGAAAAUGUUCCUCUGCUCGUGGGUUUUGGCAUCUUCCUUUGGACUUUGGCCGAGUACUUGUUGCACCGUUUUCUUUUCCAUAUUAAAACCACCAGCUACUGGGGAAACACCUUGCAUUAUCUUCUCCAUGGCUGCCACCACAAGCACCCCAUGGAUAGCUUGAGACUUGUUUUCCCCCCUGCAGCUGCCGCUUUAAUUGCCCUCCCGAUUUGGAACUUGGUGAAGCUUUUAUGCACGCCUUCAACUGCUCCUGCAAUCUUUGGAGGUAUUUUGUUGGGCUAUGUGAUGUAUGAUUGCACCCAUUACUACUUGCACCAUGGUCAACCAAAGUCUAAUAUGCCCAAAAGUCUCAAGAAAUACCACUUGAAUCAUCAUUAUAGGCUCCACAGCUAUGGCUUCGGGAUCACUUCGCCACUGUGGGAUAAAGUUUUUGGAACGGUUCCUUCUCAAUCAAAAGGGGAUGCCAAACGUAGAUAAGUUACCGUCAAGGUUGCAUUUGUUCAUUGGUUAAGAGUAGUAAAUUCAGGAGCUCAAACGAGAUAUGUCAUUAAUUCAUGUCUUGAUUGUCUAAUUGUUUUGCUUCUCAGUUAAUGUUUCUGAGGGUUAACGUGCCACCAUCUUGUGUCAAACAUUUUGUAAAAUUUGAUAAAUACAUCAAAUUUAUAG